Ilex paraguariensis (yerba mate) is the source of this 2160-nucleotide messenger RNA. NCBI's taxonomy places the organism in Eukaryota, Viridiplantae, Streptophyta, Magnoliopsida, Aquifoliales, Aquifoliaceae. The record is from the annotation of a GenBank genome assembly.
CAAUAAAGCAACUAAGCUGAGAGAGAGAGAGAGAGAGAGAGGAGAGAGAGAGGCUAUAGAACCUGAUCGAAUUCAUAUACAUCCUCUCCAGUGUUCGUCUUUGCCGCUGCUGCUUUGUCUCUCUGUUCACACUUCGGUUCUCUGUUUUCUGAGGAAUUUGUAGUAUUUAUGUGAUGGAAUUGAAGGGAAGUUGGUGUUGGUCUGUGUUAGUAAUUGUAAUUAUAGGCUUGUGUUCUUCGUUGGUCUAUGCCGGUGACAUAGUCCACCAGGACGAUAUUGCUCCGAAGAGACCUGGUUGUGAGAACAACUUUGUUCUGGUAAAAAUCCCUAUUUGGAUCAAUGGUGAAGAAGUAAUGGAGUUUGUUGGUGUUGGUGCUCGAUUUGGCCCCACCUUAGAAUCGAAGGAGAAGCGUGCCAACCAAACUAGAGUGGCCGUCGCAGACCCUCCUGAUUGUUGUACGAAUCCAAAGAAUAAGCUUACUGGGGAGGUCAUCCUGGUGUACCGGGGUAACUGCAGUUUCACAGUCAAGGCUAAUGUUGCAGAGGCUGCUGGUGCUUCCGCAAUCCUUGUUAUCAAUAACCAAACUGAACUUUUCAAGAUGGUUUGUGAACCCAAUGAAACCGACAUUUCUAUUGGUAUACCUGCGGUCAUGCUCCCACAAGAUGCUGGUGCAAGCUUACAAGAAAGAAUAAAGAACAACUCUGCUGUUUCUGUACAGCUGUACUCUCCACAGCGCCCAUUGGUUGACGUUGCUGAAGUAUUUUUAUGGCUUAUGGCUGUUGGUACUAUCCUAUGUGCAUCUUAUUGGUCUGCAUGGAGUGCCAGAGAAGCAGUUAUUGAGCAGGACAAGCUUUUGAAGGACGCAUCAGAUGAAUAUCUUGGCUCAGAGGCCACUCCCUCUAGCGGUGUGGUAGAUAUCAACACAAUGUCAGCGGUUUUGUUUGUUGUGAUCGCGUCCUUGUUUUUGAUCAUGCUUUACAAAUUAAUGUCAGAGUGGUUUAUUGAGGUUUUGGUGGUGCUGUUUGGAAUUGGCGGCAUAGAGGGUCUGCAAACGUGUUUGGUUGCUUUGUUAUCAUGUUUCAGAUGGUUUGAACAUGCUGGAGAAUCGUUUGUCAAACUACCCUUCUUGGGAGCUGUCUCAUACCUGACUCUGGCUGUUUCUCCAUUCUGCAUUGCAUUUGCUGUUUUGUGGGCAGUUUUCCGUCGUGUGUCCUUUGCUUGGAUAGGUCAAGAUAUCCUUGGUAUUGCAUUGAUAAUCACAGUUCUGCAGAUUGUAAGAGUUCCUAAUCUCAAGGUUGGAACCAUUCUUCUCAGUUGUGCAAUCGUGUAUGACAUUUUCUGGGUGUUUGUUUCCAAGUGGUGGUUUCAUAAGAGUGUGAUGAUAGUGGUAGCUCGCGGUGAUAGAAGUGGAGAAGAUGGCAUUCCAAUGCUGUUGAAAAUCCCGCGGUUGUUUGAUCCAUGGGGUGGCUAUAGCAUCAUCGGAUUUGGUGACAUUAUAUUACCAGGAUUGCUGGUAGCAUUUUCUUUAAGGUAUGAUUGGCUUUCCAAGAAGAAUCUUCGAGCUGGAUACUUUUUGUGGGCAAUGAUUGCUUAUGGCUUAGGUCUUCUCAUCACGUAUGUAGCUCUGAACUUGAUGGAUGGACAUGGCCAACCGGCUUUGCUUUACAUUGUUCCUUUCACUCUAGGCACUUUUUUGGCAUUGGGAAAGAAGAGAGGUGAACUGAAGAACCUGUGGACAAGAGGAGAACCAGAGAGGCCUUGCAUGCACAUCCGACUCCAUCCUCAACCCACUCAAUAAAUCAAACCAUGCAAAAAUAGUAUUCAUAGGUCACUCCGGUAGGCUAUCCUGCUUAGGUUAGUCACUCUGGUAGGCUACCCUGCUUAGGUUAGACUAGUGUUUGGAAUGUAGUGAUGUAAUUUAUGAAGUAAAACUCACUUUCUAUUGCUAAUAGAAGAAUUAUCAAGUUCGUGUAUGUACGGCGAGUAAUGACAUGUCUAUCAAAUGUUUUACGAAAGUUUGCUUAGGUGGUUGGAUUAGUGGGAAAGCUCUAGAGAAGAAAAAAAAAUAGAUGGAACCCACUUAUCCAACAGCAAUAUUCACCAAGGUAAAUAAGAUUGGACAAAAAACUUGGCAAGAGUAACAUGUUGAUGUACUAUAG